UGGCAACGAAAACAAACGAAUUUACGAGCAACAGCCCUUGUGGGCAUCAAUCAAUAAAGUUUACAGUUUGUAAGUAAUUUGCGCCUGGGAACGAGGUUGUAAUUUGCGGAGUGAAGAAAUUCCGGAAGUCUACUUGCGUUUUGCUUGUGAGUUCAUUUUGCAACCAAGUUUAGUAGAGGUCGACUGGGAGGAAGUCUGAAUUGGGAAGCACAUGAGCAAGUCGGCGUUUCUUUGUUUAUUAUUUUAGAAAGCCAGCAUGAUGAAAGUUCUGGUGGGCGCAUUCAUCUUGGCAGGUAGGUCAUACAGUAGAUCAACAGAUAUAGCAAUGUAGCAUCUUAUUUUAAUGAGAUUCGAACGAAUCCAACAAAAAAGGUGAUACAUCUAUCCUAAAAUGUAUUAAAUAUUGUUCAUUGGUAUGCAAACAAUUAAGGAUAUCGUAUUUAGUUUAAAACUGCAUGCGAACGCUGAGUGGUGUUAGAGAGCGUUAGAUUUUAACUCACGAGUACGAUUACAACUAAGAGGUUCUUAAAUUUGGACACGACAUUCUUACGCUAUCUUCUUACGCUAUUAUGUACUGACGCGCCUUAUAAAUCUCGUAUCAAAGCCCAGGACAAAUUGACACAGGAAUUUUUGAAAAAUCUCGCAGCAAAAUAAGCAUCUACAGUUGUACUACAAGAUUAUGUCGUGCCGUGCGACUGAAUGGCGAGUACAGUAUUUGCAAGGCAACAGAUCUCAUAGUCGUUUCGUCUAAAGCUCUCUAUAUUAAACCAUUGACUACGGCGCAAUGCGAUCGCAUGUUCAAUCAUGAAGCGUAAAUUAUCUUGUAAGUUUAACACAAUUCCAGUCAAUUGGAAAAUCCUCUGAGUGACGAGAAAGAGUUACUUUUAAUGUACACGGGAUUUUAGCUUAGGCUGCGUUAAAGAGUUUCAUUUCAAUAUUGAUGACUGUUGAAAAAUCAAGAAUAGAAACCUCGUAAUUUUCAGUGAGCAAAACCUCGUAUGCACGGGUCAAAUUUUUGUAUGUGGAAUUAAAACUUGAUUAGUUCCAGCUGUUGAAAUCAUUGCUUAAACCAUUGUUUAAAUUCAGAAACAAAACAGUUGCGCUUCGGAUUUAUUUCACCGCUUUGAUAGUUUACGUCAAUGUAUAUGAAAAUAAUUAGCAUAUAUACCAAUUAGAUACACGGACAGAAUGAUGGAAAGUCUCAAUGUCUCACUAUCCUAAUAAGUCAUUUCCUGGAAUUAAGGUCGAAUGUCGAUAGCCGUGAGAACCAGUGUAGGCAAUAGUAAAGAAAUGUAUACUAUAUAUUCGAUAUUAGUAUAAACCUACUAGUAGGCUAUCACAUUUCGUGCCUUCUGAUUGGCUACACUACUAGUAGGCUAUUAGUGAUAGUCUACUAAUAGAAAAUUCAAAAUGGCGGAAAAUUCGCGUUUUGCACUUUUGCCGAAGUGUCUGAUGAUUUUUUGGACGACUUGUUGAACAAUUCUGUACUAAAAAAUCCCGAAAAAAGCAACAAAAAUAUGGAAUGCAAUUUUUAAGGGUAAGAAAAUAGACAAAAUAACAUACACUCAAUGAAAUUUUAAAAUUAAAACUGAAUUUUGUAAAACAUUUUACGCGAACAAAAACUAAAAUAUUUGUUUACCUUUAAUUAAUGGUUUUAUAAUGUUUUUUGUGUAUUUUUGUAUUGUGUUUGCAGCCUAGUUGUAAAUUAAUGUUAAAGUUUAUACUAAAACAAUUAGACAACUCGGCCUCGUUGUCUAUGAGCAAAUAGUCAACUCGGCUUCGCCUCGUUGACUAUUCGCUCAUAGACAACUCGGCCUCGUUGUCUAAUUGUUAAUUAGUGCAAGCAAUAUUUCGAGCACAGUGCGUCAGUGCGUGUUAAAAUUAUGUUGUUUGAAAUCAUAGAAAUGUCCCGUGUUUCCACCGACGUACUACUAUCUUAUACUAUAAUCUAAAAUUACGGCAAUAAUUUUUUUUUCAAAAUGCGGCAAUAAUUUUGUUUUUUCUAUAGUGCUAGUAAACACUGGCAAUGCUGAAGGGGGUGAUGCUGAUAUACGGUCAUGUGUUAAAUCUCCACCGGUGAGUUUUAAAAAAGACAAAUAAGCGAAUUCAAAGCUAACCAGAAUAGCAUGAGUCCGAAAAACGAGUGUUGAUACAAAAGACAAUGUUUGCAACAUCUCAGUUACUUUUAACUUGCAAGUAAUGAAUAAUGCUUUAACUGAACAGCAUUUAAAAUUAACAAAAUGGGCGAUUUAGCUACUUCUCGUUCAGUGAGCUCAUAACGAACAACCUAGUUAUACUUUGUUAAACAUUAAACUCAUUAAAACGGUUACUAUUGCGACUAAUUAAUGCCACAAACGAGGGAACUUUAAAGUGGCUAUAACGAAGGUUCCGAAGGGGGUCUAAAUCACAUUUCGCUGAGCCAUAAUCCCAUUGCCCAUAUCCCAGUUUCCUGUGCAUGUUGACUUUAAAACACAAUAUUUUACUUUCAAUAACUCUCUUUAUAGCAAUAACUUUAGAAAGAAAAAAAAUUAAAGUCUAUAAAUGCCUGUCAUUCUAUAUCACAUACGAGACAUACUACUAAGUAAAUCACAGACUCCGCAAUAGCAGAAAAUGACCUCGGGUUAGAAAAGGGCAGAGUGCAAUCUUCCAGGACUUUUUUUAGACAAACUCGUAUUCAAAAGUUAUCCAGUAGCUUUCCUUGAAGUUAGUUUAAACUCUGAAAUGUCCAUCUAUGCUACAGGAUUAAUUGGUAUAUGGAUUUCCCCAUGCCUAUUUAUGUGUCUGUCAUUCCCAGUGCAUUUCCAUUUUCCAGUCAAAAGAAAAUAGGCACAUCCCAGUUUCCAUUUUACCCCUUCAGGACCCUCACAAUCACUGCCAGUUAUGCUCAUGUUAGGAUUUUAUGUUAACUUAAGGCCACAUUUCAACCAUGCUCGAUAAUAUAUUUAUGUAGUAUUAUCCCAGAACUGUGGUAAAAACGACUGAUCGUUUGGCAAAACUUCGUGAGGAAAUGAAGAAGGAAGGCUUGGCAGCAUACAUUAUCCCUUCGACCGACUCACAUGGGGUAUGCAUAUUUUUUAUGAUCGCAUUGUAGAAAAUUCAAAAUGACAAAAUGAGAUUCUUUGGCAAACUGUCUUACUCUUGGCUUGUUUCGUUCUCGAUAUUUGACCGACAGUUUCUUAUUAUGACGUCACAUUGCUAAAGGAGUUUCUGUAAAAAUUCAAGAUCUUGGAAUAAAACCUAGCCUCCUCCGCAGGCAACUUUGUAGUUCUGCAACGUUAUUAACCAUAAAAGAUUUAUCAGGAACGUAGAAAAUACAAGGAAAUACUAGUUCUGAAAUACGAUAUGAUAUUAAUAAACACUGGAGCGUAAAAAUAGGGAGGCUUGUGGAUAAUGUAGGAAUUAAUGGGCUUUUUAAUUUACGCUCCAGUGUUUAUUAAUAUCAUAUCGUAUUUCAGAACUAGUAUUUCCUUGUAUUUUCUACGUUCCUGAUAAAUCUUUUAUGGUUAAUAACGUUGCAGAACUACACAGUUGCCUGCGGAGGAGGCUAGAAUAAAACCGUGCAUAUGUGUUAUGUCAACAUGCCACAAAUAUAUGUUGUAUGUCGAGCUAUAUAAACGCUAUAGGACCUACAGAAAUCAGAAACCAUUUUGCAAUUGACGUCAUAGUGAGAACAAUUUACACACCAAACAUUGUUAAAUAUCUCAAGAAAGAAACAAAUUAAAAAAGUUUGGCAGAGUAGUCAUUUUGAUGUUACCAUCAAAAAUGGUGAAAAAUUGCGUUGCAUAAGCACUUUAAAAACUUUCAUUUUUUUGUGACAGAAUGAAUACGUGAAAGAACGUGACAAGAGACGGGAAUUUAUCAGCGGUUUCAGUGGGUCUGCUGGUAAGUUAAGGAUGUGGUACAGUACAGUCCUUUCUGGGUAUAAAAUCCUCUUGACUAGGUUCUACGUUCUUGCAAAGCCUCCUCAAUAUAUUUUGAUAACUUAUCUUCAUAAAAUAUAAAUAGUUGUUACCACUCAUUUAUAAAAAAGUAUGAAGCCCGUGUAAAGGACCUGAAUUUGAAUUUUGAGGACUGUAAUUCAAAGUUAGUCAAAACGGAUAUCUCAUCAUUGCAAUAAAAAUUUCAUCCAUCGAAUUUUGACUAGAUGCUAAAAUUUGUCAAUAUUCACUUUGACUUCAUUUAGCAGAGAUUGAGAGAUAAAAAGCAUUUAAUUUGCAUUCAAAGCGGGUUUUUGUUGCAUUCCGUUUGUGUUUUUAUCAGUGCGAAAUUGAAAUGAACUGUGUUUAAAAAUAACGUCACAAGGAGUUCAUUUCAGGAACGGGACAAAAUAUCCAGAAAUAGAAAAUAUCGUUACGGAUUAUUAUUAGGACUUAAACAUUGGUUAUUAUUUUUUAUAAGAGUGGCAUUUCUUCAGAUUAUUGCAUCCAAAGUAUUCCAUAGGUACGGCUAUCGUGACGAUGAAUAAUGGCAGUGCAUUGUGGACCGAUGGCAGGUAUUUUCUUCAAGCCGAAAAGCAGCUUGAUUGCAACUGGAUCUUACAAAAACAAGGUAUUCUAUUACAUCUUGUAAUCUUUGUAAUCGUAAUUUUUAAUCUUUUGAUCUCGAACCCAGAGAACGCCCGUUCGUAUAUAGGUGCGUGGCACCUAGCCUGCGAACGUGCAUAAUCCGGGCAUGCACGAAAUUGGUUGUAUUCUAAUUAGAGUUAUCUCACAACUUUUCAUUCUUAGGCCAACCUGGAGUACCUUAUCAAUCAGAGUGGCUUAAAAAGGUAACCUGUAUUCCCAAGCUAUAUGCACUGCGAAUCUCUGGAUGCAUAAUCACUAGUAGGAAAAAUUUUGAAAUCUAAAUUUUCGUUUCUGAAUGGUGUUUCCUGAGUUUUGUGAAUAAUUUGACAUGCAGAUUCUGGAUGAUUUUCAUGUUAAGUUCUCCAACUAUGUUCUUUUUUGAGAAGCGAACUUAGCUAACAAGCACACCCUGACAUUUGGGGCUAAACCCUCCCCCCUUCCCCUCCACCCUUCCCCUCUCACAAUUUCACUUACGCAUAAAGCAAUUUCAAUUGAUAAUAGCUUUAACUUUAAAGUGAGCAUUAUUUUUAAAUCAUGAUAUUGAAUCAGUUUAUUACUCUAAUAAAUGUUUGAAGAUUGUUUUGACUACGUUCGACUGCCAACUAUGCAGUGUCUGCCUGCCUCGACAUACUUUCUCAUAUUGAUUAACGACAUCUCUUAUCUACAGGUGCUCGAAUCUGGUGAUGUUGUCGGAAUCGAUCCCUUCCUGCGAAGUAUAAGUACGAUAAACGCUUUUAUGGUCUAUUCGCAUUCUCAAAAACCGAAAAGAAAUUCAUAUUUGAAUUAAAUAUUUUAAAACUAGACGAAGGCGUUCUACAAAACCCUUUCGGAAAUUUCCUAAAGUACGAGUAUUUGAAACUUUGUCAGGACGUAAAUAUAGAGGCUCAGAUAGUACUUCCACUACCGCUACCAUUAAGGGACUAUCAACCAAUCAGAUGCGUUUAUAUAUCCGAUUAACCAAUCAGAUGCGUUUGAUAUAUCAGAUUAACCAAUUAGAUGCGUUUGAUAUAUCCGAUUAACCAAUCAGACGCGUUUGAUAUAUCCGAUUAACCAAUCAGAUACAUACUAACCCAUGCAGUUAGAGAUUAGAACCUCUAGUUUGAACCUCUAUAAUAUAGCCAACUCAACCUACUUCAUGACGAAAAAUGUUCUCUGGAAACGUAGAAUUGUCGUUAAUUAGUCGUUCCACUUCUUCUAAAACAAACCACAUUUAUAGGUAAAAAAUACGCGCAUGAGCAGAACGGGCUUGACUGUCACUUUAAAUUUGUCAACAUAAUUGCAAUAUUUCACCCAUAUUUUCCUUUUUUCCUUUCAUCACAGGAUCCUGGGAUAGCACAGUUAAGGUAGGACUAAAAGUCAAGCAUGUAACACAUAUUUUAGCAAGAAUUUUGCUUAUAUCUGUUCCCCAUGCAAAGAAGUAAUUCUACUCCCUUUUGCAAAUUAUCAACUCUCUGAUCGUCCAAGCAAAUAACAAACACAUGCAUAUAUUUUCAAAUCUUUAUUAUUAGUCCUUGAAACAAAAAAACCUAACCCUCAAAGGUGUUGAACGAAAUCUCGUAGAUGCAAUAUGGACAAAUCGUCCCAAAGAAGUUGAGAAAAAAGUCGUCGUCCACCCGAAAAAAUACACAGGUUUGAUUCUUAAUGUCGUUUUAAUUGUCGAUUGAUAUAUAUGUUAAUUCCUGACUGUGUCAGUUCCACUGAUCACAAAUAUGGAGCUGUCAGGCCGUAGUAUUAGUAUUUCAGUUUGGCUGUAUUUACUGUAAUAUCUGAAGUAUUGUUUUUGUUCAAAAAGGGAAAGAUUGGUAUAAGAAAGUUAAAGAUGUUCAAGAAAAAAUGAAAGAAAAGGGCACAACAGCACAUGUUGUACAGAGCUUAGACUCUAUUGCUUGUGAGUAUACAUUACUGAUCGUGGAAAUUACCACGAUUGUGUAUUUUGUGAUACCGUUGAUAUUUAACUCUGAUCUUAAUUUACGUGAAUGACUAUGUGUGAUUCACAUUUUAGGGUUACUAAAUCUGCGAGGUGACGAAAUUUCUUACAAUCCUGUGUUUUUUUCCUAUGUCGUCGUGCAAAAGGAUGAAGUUUUGUAUGUAAUGAUGUUGUGUAAUUAUAUACUUUUAGCAAAUAUUAAUUAAUGUAAGGCAAAGAAAAAUGGACGCAAUGCAAAGCUACGCCAUUAGCAUUGCCAGGAAAAAAUGGGAAAACCUCAUGCAUGUCGAUCAUCACAGCAAGCACCUUUCGCUUCUGAGAUUGUGGGUUCGAUUCCCGUUCCGGACUCAAUACAUUUACGCAUGUGAAAAGAGUCCGUCUACUCAGUCAAUGCUCUAGAGAACGUCGUGGGUUUUCUCGGAUAAUGCGGUUUCGUCCCACAGGGAAUGUUAACAGGAUGAGUUGAGAUUAACAUCUGAGUAUUCUUCCAUCGUAUAGAUGUGCUCCACGAUAAGACUCAUGAAUCAUAAGAUGGCUGGCAGAGGCGCCUGGUUAGCUGUGAUCGGUGAUACGACACGACUCAUAUUAAGAGGGCGCCUUCGUAAUUUAGCUUAGCUCUCAGUAGGGACAGGAACAUUAUGCUAAAAAAUUGCCUAUUAUGCUAUUCUCAAAUGCUCCUGUCUUUACCCUAUUAUGCCCAAAAUUUUUCCCUAUUACGCCCAUAAUUAUGCUAUAUCAUAUUCAAUCAGGAGCACAAAAAACAAGAACUUUAUUUAAUAUAACGUUUGUUAUAAUUAACGUUUGUUAUAUUGCAACAUAAGUGCAUGAGGCCUCAACAAGGUCCUCUGGCCCGCAGAUGGUUGUCACAUAUGUGUAUUACGUAAUUACGUUGGCAAAAUGACGUCAUACCGAAACUUUUGCCUAUCAUGCUCGCUCUUUGCCUAUUGUGCUCGAUCUCAAAAGGGUUCCCUUUUAUGCUAAAAGAAAUGCCGGCAUAAUGUACCUGUCCCUAGCUCUCAGUUUAUACUGUUUGUGCAAGAAAAAGUGUUUUCUCAUAUAUUAUAUCACAUACAUGCGCGGGAUAUACGAGUUUGUUUUGGUUGGCGAAAUGAUAAAGAGUGCUCAAUAUUUUUGUCAAAAUGUUUUAGAUUCUUCGUGGACGGAAACAAAAUUUCCUCACAAGCUGUCCAAGUUCAUCUGAACCUUGGACAUUGUUCCGGCGAGUCGUAUUGUAUCAAAAGAAAACCUUAUGAUUCAGUUGUAAAGGAAUUAGAAAAAAUCAGCAAUAACUUAACUGGUGACGCUAAAAUAUGGGUAUGGAUAUAUAUUGAUCUGAUUGGACUGAUUUUAUUUUGCUUUCAUCUGUUUGUAUAUAAAGUGUUUAUGUGAUUGUAUGUUAGUCUGUUAGCGCAAGUACUCAAAAACAUCUGGUGGUAGAAAAAAAAUUAAAAAUAAUAAAAUAUUGUAAAAUAAAGUGUUAAAUAAUGCUAUAAAAUAAUUGUAGCAGUAAAAGCAAAACGUACUGAACUUCAAACAUCGCUUUCCCUUGGUGUACAAUUUAAAAUCUCUUUGCUUUAGUGUUAUUUUUAAAUGUUACUUUUUAAGUUUGUCUGCCAAUUGAGAAACAUCGAGAAUCAAAAAGUCAAAAUUCUGAAAUACAGUGAUAAGCAAGUGGCAUUAUAUUUAUUAGUUUCGAGCACGACGUGAUGUGUUACGUAACAUUGAAAAAAAUCAGUUCAGGUUUACAUACAGAUUGGUAUUGUGACGUAAAGUAUCUAAGGAUAGAAAGGGAUAAAAUUUUGGCACAUAAUAUGCUGUUGUUAACGGUAUUUUUUCUGUGUUACUCAGUCUUCUUCCCUCUAUAGCCGUCUCUGAUAUUUUUCUAUUUUUAGUUCAGUCCAACGGAUAGUCAUGCUCUCAGACAACAUGUUGCUGACGUAAGAUAUUUACUACUUAUACCUAAGAUAUUUAGUACUUAUACCUACAUUACAAUUUAUAUUGUAAUAAAUAUGACUCACGUUGACAACACCUAAAUUUUAUCAGUUCUCGUUGUUUAGGAUAAAGUUUAUCUCGGCUAUUCACCCAUUAUUUUGAUGAAAGCAAAAAAGAACAAAGUUGAAGUGGACGGAAUGAGAAGCGCUAACGUAUGUAGAGCCAUCUAAAAUGGAAAACGAAAUAGGUUGUGAUGUUUACAUGUUUGGGAAAGGCAUUUCCUUGUGAUUUAAGUGCAUGGUACUAUAAUCUCAAAUAUGAUUUUUGCAUGUGUAAAUAAUAGUUGGAUCAUUCUAAGAAGAAAUGUAAUAUAUAUUUAUAGUAAGAAAACCUCAUCUUGAUAAAUUUUUCAGAUCUUGACAGAUCUGAUGAAUGGUAACAGCAAAAGUAUCAUCCAGUAACUUUAUAGUGAAAAAGUUAAUCAGAACGAGGUUUUCACUAUAAAGAUAACAAAAUGAUCCAAAUAUUUCCAGUACCAGGAAUCCUAUUUGGGAGCCGAACGCGUGAGUUUGUAUAUCCGAUAUACAACACGGAUACGAUUAUUGUAAAUGGCUUGUGAAACGUCUUGAUAAGGACAUUCGUAUUCUUCAACAGUUUAAAAUAAAUUAAUGAUAUUUGGUGAGAAAAUUGAACUUAAAGUUUAUGUAAAUUAGCAUGAUUCUGUAUCAGGUAUACAAACUCGUUCACGCUUAUGAUUUCUUUUGUGUUUUCGUCAUGAAUUAUUAAUUCUUAAAAUAUUAAAAAAAAUAUUUAAAAGAUUAUUAAUUAUUUGACUGUUUUGUUUUUACAGUUGAAGGACUCAGUUGCCUUGGCGGAAUUCUUUUUGUAUGCAGAAGAACAGGUAGAAACGCUUUCUGUCAAACGUGGGGAAAGAGUGGGAUCUCGGGAUCAUGAGGGCGAUUCAGGACGACAUUUAAAAUUUUUCACACAUACGUUUUUCACUCAUAUACGUUUCAAUUUUUCACACACAUCUCAAGGAAUCAUUUUAUCAUAUUUCCAUAUCUGUCAUUUGAGACAUGUAACAUAAAUACAUAAACACAGUAAAGUGUCAAAUUUUGCAUUGUUUUUACGCACGUUUGAGGAAAUGUUGAGGCAAAUGCGUGUUUAGUUUUCGAUAACAGACUAAUCUCAGCUGACCCCUCCCCCCCCCUGGAGCGGCGGAGAAACAGUCUGCGAUCAAUCAACACUACGGUUGUCAACACUAAUAUAAUACAGUUGCCCCCACACAACGGAGGGGGGGGGGGGGAAUAUGAUUGGUUGAAAUUUUCCUUUGUGAUCACGCCGAAGUUACUCUGCGUCCGCCAUCUUGGAUUUGACAUUUUUUUAAUAAUUUUAUGAAUAAUUUUAAAUUAAUUAUGCAAAACACUGCUAACAUAACUGUACGGCAUCGGUCCAGGUGGGUCGGCUGAGAUCAGCCUGCUAUCGCAGACUAUUGCGUGUUAUGCAAUAUACAAAUUAAUCUCUUACUAAUCUAAAUUUUUUAAAGAUUGAAAAGAAAGCGAAUAUAACCGAGCUUUCACUGGGUGAGAAAAUGAAAGAAUUUCGCAGGUGAUAACCUUAAACCAAUAAUUAUUCCCAGACGUAUAUCUAUAUUAAACUAAUUAAAUUUUCAACACUGUAGGCCUAUUAAAAAAUUCUGGGGGAAAUCUACUACUUUCUACUCCCAUUAUACACGUACGUUAGGGAAGGCAUUGCCUUCGAAGGCAAUGCCUACCCUAACGUACGUGUAUAAUGGGAGUAGAAAGUAGUAGGUUUCCCCCACAAUUUUUUAAUAGGCUUACAGUGUUGAAAAUUUAAUUAUCAGCUAACACUUUAAUUAUGACUACUCGGAAAUAAACGGUAAGAGAUCCGGUACUGGGUUUCUAUUGAUCGACCGCAGUGUUGGUUUAUUUUAGACAAUAUGGUUUUGCAAAGUUUGUUCACAUUUGCAGAUACACGAUGUGAAUGAAUUUCGACUUAAAGAAAUUGUUCACAUAUAGAAUCAAUGUUUCUAAAAAUUCUAUUUCUAGCAAACAAGCCUUGUACAAAGGUCUCAGUUUCCCCUCAAUCAUUGGAUUUGGUCCAAACAGCGCAGUGAUUCAUUACACGUGAGUAAAAUACUGUAAUUCACAUUUCAAAUAGAAAAUAUGGUGGCUUCGCCCGAAAUUUCCAUCUUCGAAAAACCCGUUAACCAUUAGUUACCAUCGAGUGAGAUGCCUCAGACUGAAUAAUUCGUGGUAUCAUGCUCAGCCUAGCUCAUCCAAUAAUUGUUUUUUUAUUAUUAUGUAAUAGCCUAUUUUAAAUGAUCUUGUUACGCAAACGGCUUUGUGCUUACUGCAUACUAUAGUCAUUCGUGACUGAAGCAGGCUAAUAAUUGUAAAAGUGCGCAUGCUCAUACAAGUGCGCAACACCUUUAAUAUCGUGGAUAAUAUCUUUAAUAUUUUUUUAAAGAUAAUAAAAAUAUACCAGUUUUAUUAAUUGUUACUUUCUCGCGUUAAAGAGCAUCGGAGAAAACCGACAAACAAGUGACAGAUCAAUCAACACUUUUGGUGGAUACAGGUUCACAAUAUCUGUAAGUACCCGACUGGGCUCACGACGUUGUUUCAACGUUGAAAUUUGGUAGAAAAAAGGUUGCGGCGUCGACAACCUAAUAUCUACGUUGCUCUGACGUUGUUUUAAAAACAUUGGUUCAACAGCAGCCAACAGACGUUGAAUCAACGUUCAUUCAUGGUUAAACUGUGUACGACGUCGAUUUGUGAAGUAAUCUCAACGUUGUUUCAACGUUGAUUCAACGUUGAAUUAUGGUUGACGAGAUUGGCAACCUAAUUUCAACGUUGUUCCAACGUCGAAACAGUAACGUAGAUCCAAUUUGCAUUAUCAAUCCUUUUUCAACGUCUAUCCAACGUCUGAAAGGUCAUUUCCAACGUUGAUUCAACGUUGAACAAACGUCAUUUUGCCCGCUGGGACACUUUCUCGCAAGUUAUUUUUACGAGUCUUCCAAAUCCCGCGAGGGGAAGUGUGAAGGGGGAAGCGUAAUUAACAUAUAUGAUAUGGAAAUGUGAAAAACUAAUUAGAGGCGUCUUUAUAAGCUGUGAUUUUGUGUUGGAAACUUCACGACUUCACCGUGCACAAAUAUUUUUAAAUUGUGCCAAUUAAUAUUUCAAAAGCACGAGUGAGUCAAUGGAAUAAUAAAAUUGGAUGGUUGCUUUUUAUUAGCCAACAUUAAAAUUCCUUGUUUUGAACACGUACAUGAACAUGGACAAGAACAAAAACCGUCCGCAAAGCUUCCAGUCUAAUUCUUGCCUCCAGACUAGAUUUGACUUGGAAAUGCAGAUAUUAGCUUUUUUAACUAGCGUUGGAAAUGCAGGAAUUAGAAUUGGUACAAAUCUUUUGAAAUCAGUAUUUCAAAAACACCGAGAUUGAGUGAUUCAAUAAAAUGAUAACGUUGGAUCGUUGUUGUAUUAGGCGAAUAUUUAAAAUGUCUUGUUUUCAACGUGCAUAAAUAUGGACAAAAGAUACACCAUAUCUUUCAGACUAUAUGUUGCUUCUAUAGACAAUACCUGACUUGGAACUGCAGAAAAUCGCGUUCUAGACAUACAAAAAUCAUAUUUUUUACCUCAGCUUCCCCUUUCGAUAGACAAUAUACAAACUUUGGCCUUGAUAAUGAUUUUAUACUCCUCAACCCGACAAUUGCAACCCCAUUCAAUUAAUAAUCGCAAACAUAUGGUAUGCUUGAAUAUAGCGAUGGUACCACAGACGUUACUCGUAGUGUCCAUUUUGGAACGCCAACUGCAAGACAGAAGGUAACAAACAUAAGAUUAAUUGUCUUCCUGAAUUUCAUCAAUCAUGACAAAUUUAUUGUUAUUAGCCAACUCAGAGUCUCGUCUGCGCAUCUAAAUUACGCGUUCAGCGUCAGGAUAAGCUUCAAGUCGGAGAUAUAGUCGCACGGUUGAAAGGCAUGCACUAUAAUCUUUGUGAGAAUUUUAAAUAAAUGGCACGUAGGAUUGUGGGAUUGAAAUAUGACACAUCAAAUUUUCCUGCCAUUAACAAUUUUUCUGCCAUUAACAACUUAAUUUCAUUUGCAUGCAAGUGGCAUUAACUAUGAUGUAAAAGUUUUCUCAUUCGUGUUGUCGAAUUUUUAAAAAUUUUUCUGCCCUGAGUUCUGACUUUAAAUAUACUCAUGUUGCAGAGCGCAUUUACUCGUGUUCUGAUGGGACAUGUCGAUGUGGCUAUGGCUGUCUUUCCCCAAGGAACGUACGGUACGAUAAUUUUUAUCUACCUGCUGUGCUAAACACAGGGGGGGGGGAGGGAUAUUAAUCUACAAAACGCGGACAAGAAUCUUCGGUAUUUGAUUUUGAUUAUUUUGAAGAUGUUCGGCAUUUUGUAAAAUAAUUUGGAAUUUCGUUGAAGGGACUUAGAUUUUGGAAGGAUUUAGAAUUAUUUUGUGGAAUUAACGAGUAGUAAUAUACACUAUUCAACAGAUAAUUGAACAGAAUAGGUUCAGCAGCCCAUUUUUUGUGCAUUAAUGUUAAUAUGUCUUGUCUAGGUCGUGCACUCGAAAUAUUUCAACGUGAACCGUUGUAUAGGAAUGGUUGGAACUACCGCCAUGGGUCUGGCCAUGGCAUCGGAUCUUAUCUUUACAUUCACGAAGGUAGACGGUUGAAUAACAAUAGAAAGGUUCAGAUUUGAUUUGAUUAUAAACUACAACCGUUUUCAUUUAUUUCAGGGCCUGGUUGGUUUGCAUCGGGUUGUCCUACAGCUGCUGAAGAACCGUUAGAUAUUGGUUUUGUGAUCACAGAUGGUUAGAGCUGUGAUUUACUGAAAACAUUUUUAAAAAUUCUUUUAACUCCGCUUGGAGGUUAUGUUUAUAUAAGACAUUUAAUAAGUAGUGCGACUUUUCAAUCUGGUUAUGUUAGUUGAUAAAGGAGAAACUUUUAAAAUAGUAUCAAUGAGCGUAUUUUCCACAUUUUCCACGUUAAAAACUCAAAAUCGGCUACAAAAAUCACAUUCCUGGAUCAUCAUCAUAUAAUUCUUGCGAACUUUCUAUAGUAGUUCAUUUUUGUUAGCUCACUCACAUGGGUUCUUUGUUGUACCUAUUCUUGACUUGCAAUCAAUCCCAUGAAAAUUAUAAGACAAUGGGAUGGCGGCCAUGUUGGUGCCAAAUUCAAAAGAAGUUAAUGAGAUUCUUUUGUUGAAAGGGGACCAAUAUGGCCGUCGCCACAUCAUUGCACGGUGAAGAACAGUUGGCUAUUAAUCUCAUUAUAGAACCUGGCUUCUAUGAAGAUGGUAAUUUUGGUGUGCGAAUCGAAACAGCAUUAACUGUGGUUAACGCGUCUACUCCAGUAAGUUACCUUCAUUUCUUCAUCAAAACGAUAGUCGGGGUUGUAAAGUGGUACCAUGCAUGCAACGGUGAACUAUAUAGCCAUAGUAACAUGCACAGUGGUGGAAAUCUCAGUGGGGGGGGGGGGGCAGCGACUGCCCUCCCACCUUCACGGAAAAUUGACAAAUUUUCGGAAAUUUUGACCUAAAAGAGGGCUAUAAACAGCCUUUUCGAGUUCAAAAGGGGGGAGGGGGUUUGUCGGAAACAAACGACCAGUUGCCAUGGCUAGCUUCGCCACAAGUGACACGUACGUCAUGCUUACUACGAUUGUCAAGUGCUAACAAGACAUUUAUCAGUAUAAUGGACUAAUUUUUAUAAAAUCGACAAAAUUUGCUAAUAUUUUGAUAUGUCAUUAUCUCUUGUAUUUCUUUAGAAUCGCUUCGGUAACAUGGAUUACUACAAAUUUGAUCCUAUCUGUUACGUACGUAAGGCAAAGUAACAUUAAAUUCCCAUUUCGCAAAACAACUGCGACUGACAAUUUUAUAUUUUCAAAACACAUAUAUUACUUUCACUACUUUAGUUUCCAAUACAACGAAAACUUAUUGACGAAACUAUAAUGAGUGACCAUCAGGUACGUUAGAGCAUAGAUUGUAAAAUAACUGGAUAGGAAACUUCCUGACGUCACAGUCUAAACUUAGUUGCAAUCUGUGACGUCACAUGUUUGCCAAAGUUCUCAGCAUUUUUGUUGUUUCGCUACAUUUUCCGGUUUAAAAUAGUAAUAUUGAAGCAUAAACUGGUCUAAUUGUUUUAAAAACGAGGUCGGGAAUCUUCGAGUUAAGCCCUUCGAGUUAAGCCCCUCGAGUUAAGCCCCUCGAGUUAAGCCCUUUUCGAGUUAAGCCCCGACCACGCCCUGUUUUGCCAAGACCACGCCCUUUUUCAAAAAGGGCUUAACUCGAACAACGAAACACGAUUUGGGUUAUUCGAGUUAAGCCCCGGGGCUUAACUCGAAGUUUGACAAAAAGGUUGUUGCUCGAGUUAAGCCCCGACUUUUGAAGUAUGUCAACGAGUGCAAUAUUAAAUUGUCAAAUUUUCAAUACAAUAAAGCCAAAGCACAGAAAUUUUCCCCAAAAGAACUUAUAUAUCGCUGACGUAAUACGAUUAUCAAAAACAAACACAACUAUUAUCGUAUUUUAGGUAUAUUUUAGGUUGUUCAUAUUAAAUUGAUAUUAAAUUUAACAACAGGUAAUUACUUUUAAUUUAGUGAAUCGUUUAUCCACAACAAAACAACAAAACAAUAUUUUAAUUAUAAAAUAGAUAGAAUCCUAACUCGUUCCUUUUGCUUCAAUGUGCACAAUACAAAUUAACAGUUUUACUGUAACAGAAAAGGUGCAACCUUCUCCCAUCACCUUGAAUAAAACUAAUCUAUUAAGAAAAUGAUCGAAAAUGACAGCAUGUAAAAACUAAAGAAAAAGGGAGGAAAGGGAAGGAAUUUCGGUAUAGAAUGAUCUGUCUUUGACAACUUGCGCCCAGAGACUCGCACCUCAUACGCACAUGCAUGUACAGUCAUUUUAUUAGCCAAAUGGUUACGAAUCACGAAUGGUUUCAUUUGGGUAAACAAAUUAUCACGGGGAGAAAUUGUUACAUUUGAGUAACAUACCCAAAUGUAACAAUUUAUCCCCGUAAUAAUGGCGUUACGUUGACUUGUAUUAUUAAAAAGGGAAUAUUUGCUGAGCCAUUAGUAAUUUUAUAAACGAAAUGGUGACGUAGCGCCAUUAUUACGGGGAUAAAUUGUUACAUUUGGGUAUUUUACUCAAAUGUAACAAUUUCUCCCCGUGAUAAUUUGUUUACACAAAUGAAACCAUUCGUGAUUCAUAACCAUUCAUUUGGCUAAUAAAAUUGCUGUACAUGUGCGUAUGAGCCGUGAAUCUCUGGGCGCAAGUUGUCAAAGACAGAUCAUUCUAUACCGAAAUUCCUUCCCUUUCCUCUCCUUUUUUUUGGUUAUUACGUGCUGUCAUUUUCGAUCAUUUUCUUAAUAGAUUAGUUUUGUUCAAGGUGAUGGGAGAAGGUUGUACCUUUUUUGUUACAUUCAAACUGUUAAUUUGUCGAUAUUGUGCACAUUCAAACAAAAGGAACGAGUUAGGAUUCUAUCUACUUUAUAAUUAAAAUAUUGUUUUGUUGUUUUGUUGUGGAUAAACGAUCCACUAAAAGUAAUUACCUGUUGAGUGUUGUUAAAUUUAAUAUUAAUUUAAAUAUGAAAAACCUAAAAUAUUGUUAACGAUAAUAGUUGUGAUUGUUUUAGAUAAUCAUAUUACAUUAGCGAUAUACAAGUUCUUUUUGGGAAAAUUUCUGUGCUUUGCCUUUGGCUUUUUUGUAUUGAAAAUUUGACAAUUUAAUAUUGCACUCGUUGACAUACUUCAAAAGUCGGGGCUUAACUCGAGCAACAACUUUUUUGUCAAACUUCGAGUUAAGCCCUGGGGCUUAACUCGAAUGACCCAAGUCGUGUUUCGUUCUUCGAGUUAAGCCCUUUUGGAAAAAGGGCGUGGUCAUGGCAAAACAGGGCGUGGCCGGGGCUUAACUCGAAAAGGGCUUAACUCGAGGGGCUUAACUCGAAGGGCUUAACUCGAAGAUUCCCGACCUCUUUAAAAACAUGCCUAAGCCACGACAAAGUAUUCAAGGUAAAUGUUUUUCGUCUUUGUUUUGUAUUUUUUUUUACAUUUGUAGCUACGAAAUUGGCGUCGCCAAUUUUAACGAAAUUUGCGAUGCAUUUUUCACUGUUUAGUGCUUGAAGUAUUUGCUAUAAUUGACUGGGAAUACUUAGAGAUUUCAUCGUAGAAUGGCGUAGUUAUAUUUAUUUGCUCUUUGACUAAAAUAUUUAGCUGUAUUAUUGCUAAACAUGCCGUUUUUGAGAAUUUGGUUUGCAACUAGGUUUCAACAUCCAACCACGCGCCAUCAGCCCAUUGAAAACAUUAGAUCACGUCAGCUAGUUUCCUAUCCAUUUAUUUUAUUAUCCAUGCAUGGUUAGAGCUAUCCGAAUUGGUUUAAUAUGCAUGAUAAAAAUAUGAUCGUGGGAAUGGCAACACUGAUCUGCAUGAUUGAUUCGCGAAAAUUUGCUGAAAUAGUAAACUAAUAAUAAUUUAAUAUUUAAAGUAGUCACGUGCAUAAUAUUUUGACGGGCGUCCAAAAUUGACCCCUCACCUGACAGCCAUGUCUAUCUGACUUUCUUGACCGAAUUUUCAACGGCAAUAGUAGAAUGAAGGACUGUUUUUUAUUUAGCUGAAAUGGUUAAAUGACUAUCAUAAGAAAACAGCUGAGCUUGUAGGUCCCGAGUUGAAAAGGCAGAAGAAAACAAAAGAAUAUUUUUGGUUGAUGAAGAGCACAAAGCCAAUUUUGAAGGAUGUAGAUGCUACGUCAGAUGGAACCAUCGCAGUGAAAUCGAUUGCUCUUAUUUUUGGAGCAGCUAUGAGUUGGUUGUCCAUUUUAAAUUACUUGUAACCGACAUCGUCUAUGCGUCAUAGUUUGAAAUAACAUGUCAUGUUAAUUAAUUCGAAGCAUCUUUGUUGAGUGAAUUUUAACUAAUUUUGUAAAAUCGUGUCUUAAAUCAUAACCAAUUUCUUCUUUCUCGGUAAUCAAAAUUUGAUUUAUACAAUAUAUAUGUAUUAUUUUAGGAUUUCUUGUUUCAAAGACAAUAAAAUAUCAAAGUGCACGAGUUCAAUGGAACUAUGGGUAGGAAUAUUUUUUUGUUCACUACUCUGACGAGUAAAUGAAUUCCAAUAAAUGUAAGCCUAUAGGGGAUACUGAGGCUCGGUAUUUGAUUCUCUUAGCUUGUGAGUCUAUAUGAUAAAUGUAUGACUGAAAAUGCUCGGUAUAAUUGAUCAGUUUUCUUAGUUUGUGAGUCUAUAUGAUAAAUGCAUGACUAAAUACUAAAUUAAAAAUAUUAUUGGAUAACCGAGCUUUGUUUUUGGAACUAAAUUUUCAUCGUUAGAGUAAAAAUAAAUAUUUAUACAAGCAAAAAUUUAUUAUAAAAUUUAAUUAAAAAUGUAGUGUAUACGUAACAUACAAUUAGUUAGAUAGAUUAUAAGUUGUAAUUAAAAAUGUAAAAAUUUUGUUAAGAAUAAUUAAAUCAAUUAAAAGUUAAAAUAAUUUUUAAGAUUAACUUUUAUCGGCUAUAUAGACCGUGGAAACAUUAUACAAGUAUAUAGCCUCGAAUUCAUUUUGAAAACAGACAGAAACUAACAUUACGUAAGAUUGAAAAACGAAUAUUAAAUAAAAAACUAUGAGUAAACUAACUCGUUUUUUUACUGAAGCAAAUCUUUACCCCAAAA
Messenger RNA from Paramuricea clavata, 18105 nucleotides. Lineage: Eukaryota; Metazoa; Cnidaria; Anthozoa; Malacalcyonacea; Plexauridae. The record is from the annotation of a GenBank genome assembly.